This is a messenger RNA of Pollicipes pollicipes, 2018 nucleotides long. RefSeq names its product MFS-type transporter SLC18B1. The coding region runs from base 164 to 1570 and encodes 468 amino acids. The transcript has a single exon. Gene Ontology annotation, molecular function: transmembrane transporter activity. Gene Ontology annotation, biological process: transmembrane transport. Lineage: Eukaryota; Metazoa; Arthropoda; Thecostraca; Pollicipedomorpha; Pollicipedidae. The record is from RefSeq and is a predicted model, not a curated record.
GCGGGUGCAGUCAGGCUGAGACUAGCGCCGGGCAGUGCUGAGAGGCGAGGAGGCUGGUGGAACUCUACGACGUCCUUGGGACCUGCGUGUAAACUGUUCUGAUAGCCGCCCGGCGGUGCUGCCGGUCGGUGGUGCUCAACGGAGUCAGCGCCGAGCAGGCGUCAUGGAGACCGACAAAUUGCUAUCACGGAGGACUGGUUCAGGUUCAGAAUCAGAAAGACAUGUCGGCUAUGAAUCCAUUUCAGAGCCAGCUAACACCAGUGGACCUCCUGCCAGUGAAGGUGGCAUGCAGCGUGCGGCAAACAACUCAGGCAUGACGUCGGCUCAGAAGAAGCUGUUGGCCAGCCUGCUGAUCGUGAGGAUGUUGAACGGCUCGCUGAUUGCUGUCAUGAUCCCAUUCUUCCCCGUAGAGGCCGCUUCGAGAGGCGUGUCGCAGACGGUCAUCAGUUCCCUCUUCAGUGUUUUCGCUGUGGCAAAGAUGAUCAUGAGCCCGUUCAUUGGUCGGUUGGCGCCCGUUGUCGGCAUCACUCGACUCUAUAACUUCGGCAUAGCAGCUGCGGGUGUCUCUACCGUCAUCUUCGGCACGCUCAACUACAUCGCGGACACAUCUACCUUCGUGGCGGCCUGCUUCUUGGUGCGACUGGUAGAGGCGGCUGGUUCAGCAGCCAUUGCCGUAUGCGGUUACACUAUCGCUGGCAGCCAGUUCCCCGGUAAAGUGAACAGGGUCGUGGCGCUGCUGGGCUCUGCUUUAACGAUCGGGCUGGCGUUGACGCCGGCGAUCUGGGGCGGCUUGUUCGCGCUCGGUGGCUUCGGCACCCCCUUCUAUACGCUCGGCGCCAUCAUGCUGCUGAUGGCUGCCGUCAACCAGCGCCUGAUGCCGACGAUGGAGAAGAUCACCAGUGGACCGCAGACGAGCUUCUUCAAGAAUUUCCGGGUGUUUAUUGGAUCCACCGGAAACUGGAUCUGCAUGGCAACCGUACUGAUAUUUUCUGCAGACGUGAGCACCGUUAGUUCGGCCAUCGCUCCAUACGCCAAUGAUGUGCUCGGCGUCUCGCCGUCAACGCUUGGUUUGUACUACUUAGUUAGCACUACGAUGUACGCCAUCAUUAAUUUCCUCUGGGGAUGGCUGGCUGAGGGAAUGCGGAACCGUUACAAGAUGAUGUCACCAUGCCUCCUUGUUGCGAGCUUUGGAAUUUUGUUGGUGGCCCCUUCUCCGUUAUUGGGUUUAGAGCCGGCUUGGUGGAUAACAGGUCUAGGUAUGACCAUUGAAGACAUGUUUAUUGGUGGUGCAUUAACCCCAUGUUUUAAGCUCAUGCUUGACUGUAGCGUCCAGAACGGGCUCGAGUUCGGAUUUGGUACACAGUCCUUUGUUGCCGGAGUGUACCAAAUGAUGUUUUCGAUGGGCAUAGCGAUUGGACCGAUUUCCGGAGGCAUUAUCGUGGAUGCCUACGGUUUUCCUUGGAUGACAACCGUGCUAGCUUUUGCGACGGCAUCUGUUGGGCUGUUGAUAGGUAUCAAAGCGAUUUCCACAAUGCUGGAUCAUAAAUGUGACAGGACAACAAACAGUUAAUGCUCAACCCCAACGAGGACUGCGCCUUUGCCGCAUCAUGUGUUCAUGGCCAUGCUUCGUGGUGUUAUGUGAGGCUUGUAUUCUUAAAGUUACGUUUGCGUUUUUUGGGUCUGCUUGCACUCUUGAAUUUAUGAGCCAGACCAAGUCAGAUAUGCUAAAUUUUGCGAGUCGAAACGCGGUCAGCAUUGAAAAUUUGUGUACUGCAAGCUACCUAAGCACAAGCAUUCAAGAACCAGCGCAAACUCCGGACUGCCAAGGUUAUGAAGCACCCGCUUGGCGUGAGUGCACCUAGCUCCGGCGGUGAACCUCACCGCACAGACCAGCUUCCCGAUUGGUCCAAUGAGAUAUGCUUGUGUAGUCCGAGGUCCGCCAAUGGUUCGUGCGCACCAGGGUCUCCAGGAUCCUGCUACGGGCACUGAAAACGCAGCGCGAGUGCGGAUCGGACAAA